AUGGCCAUUGCAGAAGACAGCAGUUUUUCUCCGAAAGCCAGCACCAGUAAGCUGCCGACAGAUGCGUCUCCCGACUCCAAGUGCCCCAUCUGCCUGGACAGAUUUGACAACGUGGCGUAUCUGGAUCGCUGCUUGCACAGGUUCUGCUUCCGCUGCAUGCAAGAGUGGUCCAAGAACAAAGCAGAAUGCCCGCUCUGCAAGCAACCCUUCUUCUCCAUUUUCCACACGAUUCGUGCUGAAGAUGACUUCAAGGAGUACAUCCUCAGCCCUUUAGAAACAAGCUCUUUUGCCAGCCCCGACGGCCGGAGGUUUCGUUACCGCACCACCUUGACGAGGGAACGCCGCGCGUGCGGUUCCCUUUCCCGAAGGAUGCCGUCGCCUCCAGAUAACGGGAUGUUGUUUGAAGGGCUGUCGAGCGAGCCGGCGCGACACAGGCACAGGGAGAUUCAGCAGAUGCUGAGGAGGCUGGCCUCAAGGAGGAAGGCCAGCGCGGAGGGCAGAUCUCUGCGGCAGAUCCAGGAGGAGGACAUGAUCACCUUCCGCAGGGCUCUGUACCGCACUGGCGUGCGCAUCCGCAGCAUCCAGGACGGCGGCCGAUACCGAGAGAUUUCGGCCGAGUUCUUCCGCCGCAACCCUGCUUGCCUUCACCGCCUGGUUCCUUGGCUGAAGCGAGAGCUUACGGUCCUGUUUGGUGCCCACGGGUCUCUGAUCAACAUUGUGCAGCACAUCAUCAUGAGCAACGUAACCAGGCACGAUCUGGAAAGCCAGGCCUUUGCUGACGACCUGAAGCCAUUUCUGCUGAAUCGGACAGAGCACUUCCUGCACGAAUUCAUCAGUUUUGCUCGUUGUCCUUUUAACUUAGAAGCAUACGAUCAACACGCCAAUUACGACUGUCCUGCCCCGUCGUAUGAGGAAGGAAGCCACUCAGACUCAUCAAUUAUUACAAUAUCUCCCGAUGUGGCGUACCCGCAAGGGCCGGAUAAUAGUUUGUCUGUUCCUGGCCUUGGUCAGGCCCCGUGGGAUGACGAAACUCCGGGGCCUUCCUAUACCGUUUCAGAAGAGGUUCGUGCAGCCAUAGCUUCUCUGGAGUCAUCAGAAAGUUCUGACGAGGACUCUGCUUCAGGGAGCCGAAGAACCAAGCUGCAGACUGGGUUACAGGCCAAUGCUGACUCAAACGACAGUGGCUCUUCCUCAGACAAUUGUGUCAUUGUUGGGUACGUUAAGCCGCUGGCUGAGAGGACCCCAGAAGUGGUCGAGCUGUCCUCUGACUCUGAGGAGUCCAUCAAGGAAGAGAAAAGGGAAGAGGUCAAGAAACAGCGACCAGUCCAGUGUCACAGCUGGGGUGACAGUGAACCAAGCAGGAGCUUCUCACCAUAUUCCCCAACAUACAGGGAGGAUGUAGGAGGUUGCAGAAGGUAG
Melozone crissalis (California towhee) is the source of this 1419-nucleotide messenger RNA. Its product is annotated as E3 ubiquitin-protein ligase Topors-like. The record is from RefSeq and is a predicted model, not a curated record. Gene Ontology annotation, biological process: protein monoubiquitination; protein polyubiquitination. Lineage: Eukaryota; Metazoa; Chordata; Aves; Passeriformes; Passerellidae. The transcript is spliced from 2 exons. The coding region runs from base 1 to 1419 and encodes 472 amino acids. Gene Ontology annotation, molecular function: metal ion binding; ubiquitin protein ligase activity.